AUGGCGUCACUGGAAAAGACGCUAUUUCAAUUGAAGUUCACAUCAAAGCAAUUAUCAAAGCAGUCAAAGAAGGCGGAGAAAGACGAAACGGUGGAGAAGAACAAGCUCAAGAAUGCACUUUCUAAAGGCAAUGAAGACACAGCGCGUAUAUACGCUUCAAAUGCCAUAAGGAAAAAGAAUGAAUCGCUUAAUUUGCUCCGUUUGUCUUCUAGAGUUGAUAGCGUUGCGUCGAGAGUGGAGACAGCAGUGACGAUGCGGACGGUGUCAAAUUCAAUGAAAUCGGUUGUUGGUGGAAUGGACAAGGCGAUGUCAACGAUGAACCUCGAUUUAAUGUCGUCAAUAAUGGAUAAAUUCGAAACGCAGUUCUCAGAUUUAGAUAGCCAUACGAAUUACAUGGAAUCUACUAUGCAUAAUGCCGCAGAAGCUCAAUCAACUCCUCCAGAUGCAGUUGAUGGAUUGGUCCAACAAGUCGCUGACGAAGCUGGACUCGAAAUCAGUCAGAAGAUUGGCGCUCAACAUGUAGAUGAUGUCCCAGAACUUCAGCAACAAGAAGCUCCACCUGAAAAGGAGAGAGAUGAGGAUGAACUGAUGAAGAGGCUCAAGGCAUUGAGACCGGCUGCUUAA
Wallemia ichthyophaga EXF-994 is the source of this 624-nucleotide messenger RNA. Its product is annotated as Vacuolar protein-sorting-associated protein 46. NCBI's taxonomy places the organism in Eukaryota, Fungi, Basidiomycota, Wallemiomycetes, Wallemiales, Wallemiaceae. Gene Ontology annotation, cellular component: multivesicular body; ESCRT III complex. The record is from RefSeq and is a predicted model, not a curated record. Gene Ontology annotation, biological process: endosome transport via multivesicular body sorting pathway; late endosome to vacuole transport; protein transport. The transcript is spliced from 3 exons. Bases 1 to 624 code for a protein of 207 amino acids.